AUGUCUGGCAACAAAUCGGAAUUGAAGCUAUGGGGUGGCAGAUUCACGGGGGAAACUGACCCCCUGAUGAACUUGUACAAUGCGUCGUUACCAUACGAUCAGAAGAUGUACAACGCAGACUUGGACAAUUCCAAGUACUACACUGAGGGGCUCCUUAAGGCCGGUCUACUGACCCAGGAAGAACUGGACGAGAUCCACAGAGGCCUGGAAAUUAUUCGUGGUGAAUGGGCCAGCAACUCAUUUGUCGAGAAGGACGGCGACGAGGACAUCCACACUGCAAACGAGAGAAGACUUGGCGAAAUCAUUGGCAGACACAUCGCAGGCAAGGUGCACACUGGUAGAUCCAGAAACGACCAGGUCGCUACGGACAUGAGAAUCUACUGCCGCGAAGCUCUAGACAACAUGGCCAAGAUCCUCAAGGACCUGGUCGGCGCCAUUUUGCAGAGAGCCGAGCAGGAAAUCGACGCGCUGAUGCCCGGCUACACCCACCUGCAAAGGGCUCAGCCUAUCAGAUGGUCGCACUGGCUCAACUUGUAUGCUACCUACUUCACUGAGGACUUCAAGAGACUGAAGCAAAUCAGAGAAAGACUCAACGUGUCUCCCCUGGGUUGUGGCGCCCUGGCUGGCCACCCAUACGGAAUCGACAGGGAGCACAUCGCUGAAAGACUGGGCUUCGACGGCGUCAUUGGGAAUUCCUUGCAGGCUGUCUCAGACAGAGAUUUCGUUGUGGAGAUCUUGUUCUGGUGCUCCCUUUUUAUGAACCACAUUUCUAGAUUCAGCGAGGACCUGAUUAUCUAUUCUACUGCGGAGUUCAACUUCGUGAAGCUUUCUGAUGCCUACAGUACUGGCUCUUCGCUGAUGCCACAGAAGAAAAACCCCGACUCUCUAGAACUUUUGAGAGGCAAGUCUGGUAGAGUUUUCGGCUCUCUUUCCGGCUUCAUGAUGUCUUUGAAGUCGAUCCCUUCCACCUACAACAAAGACAUGCAAGAGGACAAGGAGCCACUAUUCGACGCUCUUCUAACUGUGGAACAUUCCAUUCUUAUCGCAACAGGAGUCAUUUCUACGUUGACCAUCAACAAGGAGAGCAUGUACAAAGCCCUGACCAUGGAUAUGCUGGCCACCGACUUGGCUGAUUACCUGGUUAGAAAGGGUGUUCCCUUCCGUGAAACCCAUCACAUCUCAGGUGAGGCUGUUAGAAAGGCCGAAGAACUGAACCUCUCCGGGAUCGACAAGAUCAGCGUUGAGCAGUAUAAAGAAAUUGACUCUCGUUUCGGCGAUGAUGUGGUCGAUGUUUUCGACUUCGAGGUUUCUGUCGAAAGAAGGACUGCUACUGGCGGCACUGCUAAAUCAGCGGUUUUAAAACAGAUUCAAAAAUUGAGAGCCGAACUGAGUUCUUGA
Lachancea thermotolerans CBS 6340 is the source of this 1398-nucleotide messenger RNA. RefSeq names its product argininosuccinate lyase ARG4 (gene ARG4). The transcript has a single exon. The coding region runs from base 1 to 1398 and encodes 465 amino acids. The record is from RefSeq and is a predicted model, not a curated record. Gene Ontology annotation, molecular function: argininosuccinate lyase activity. Gene Ontology annotation, cellular component: cytosol. Lineage: Eukaryota; Fungi; Ascomycota; Saccharomycetes; Saccharomycetales; Saccharomycetaceae.